AAUAAAAGAAAGGAGAACCAUAAACCCUGAACCCUCUCCUAGUCUAUUUUUUCACGUUGUGUGCUCCUCUCCAGCAGUUAGUGUCGCCACCUUUCUCCGGUUCAGUGGCGCCACCGCCGCCGUUGUCUUUCUUCCGCUUGUGCCGCUGCAGCCUCUCUCUGAGCGGCUUUGUACAGUUUCCAUGGGAGGUAAUAGGGCUCAAGUCAAUAAGCCCCAUAAAUCACGCUUCUCAUCCAAGGCAACGCGACAACAGCACAAAACCUCUUUAACAGAUAGAGGCAAAGUAACAAAGAAUAAUGUUGCUAAGGGAGCUCGGGCUGCUCGUCUUCAGCGUAGCAAGAUGAUUCGAGAGCAGAAAAGGGCGGCUGUUUUACAGGAGAAAAGAGCAUUAAGUGGAUCAAAGAGUCCUCCCAGAGUCAUAGUUCUUUUAGGACUCUCUGCAUCAGUAGACCUGAAUCCACUGGCUGAGGAUCUCUCGUCUCUAUUAACUCCUGGAGCUUCGUCAUCCACAGUUGCUUCUUCAGAAUACAAGCUUCGGGCAACAGUACUGAAAGCACCCUAUAGUGACUUGCAUUCAUGUAUAGAGAUGGCCAAGGUAGCUGACCUAAUUGCUUUUGUGGUCUCUGCGAGCUACUAUAUUGAAAGAAGCACAACUCUCUACAUUGAUUCAUUUGGAAGCGAAUGCCUUUCUGUAUUAAGAUCUCUGGGCUUACGUGAGACCUACCCCACUGAUAUAAAGAAAAGAAACGACUAUAAAAAAAUGUGUAUUUCUAGCAUUACAUCUGAAUUUCCCGAGGAUUGUAAGUUUUAUCCUGCCGAUACGAAAAAUGAGUUGCACAAGUUUAUGUGGCUUUUUAAGGAGCAAAGGCUCACUGUUCCUCAUUGGAUAAAUCAAAGGCCUUAUUUGAUGUCUCAAAAGGUUGAUAUGGUAGCUGAUAAUUGUACUCCAGGAAAAUGUACCCUUCUUCUCACUGGUUAUCUACGAGCUCAAAGUCUCUCUGUGAAUCAACUGUUACAUUCUUCUGUUCAUGUCGCUGGAGCAGGAGAUUUCUAGCUUUGCAAAAUCGAAGUUCUCAAGGAUCCAGUCCCAUUGAAUCCAAGAAUUGAACAAGAUUCCAUGGAUACUCAGGACGAGGAGGUUGUUCGCUUGUUGGAGCCAUCAGAGCUAGAGCCAUUGGUUGUUGAGAAUGAGCUUGAUCCUCUGUCUGGUGAACAGACUUGGCCGACUGAGGCAGAUAGAGGUCAGAAAGAAAAGCAUCUGAGGAAAAGAGCACUUGCUCAUGGCACUUCUGACUAUCAGGAAGCCUGGGAAAUAGGUGACGCAGAUGAUGCGGAUUCUGAUGUUGACAAUGAAUCUGAUGGUAUGAUAUUAGACAGUGGUUAUACAAAUGGAAUGGAUGACCUUAAUAAUCCAAGCCUCAGUGAUGAUGAUCAAGCAUCUUUUGAGUUAAUAAAUUCUGAUCAGGAGACGGAUAUAGAUUCUGUGAUGAUGGAUGGUGAUAACUUGACCAACGAACAAAGAUUGGAUGAGUUUCGAAAGAUAAAAAAUGCUCACGCUGAAGAUGAAGAAUUUCCAGAUGAAGUGGAUACACCUAUGGAUAUCCCUGCCAGAAAGCGCUUUGCAAAGUAUAGAGGUCUUAAAUCCUUUAGGACAUCUUCAUGGGACCCCCAAGAAAGUUUGCCUCAAGACUAUGCUAGAAUUUUUGAAUUCAGUAACAUAUCCAGAACACAAAAGCAUGUUCUAGCUAAAGCUUUAGAAAGAGAGAAUGGGAACAGAGAUGAUUGUGUGGCAUCAUGCUCCUAUUUAAGGCUGCACGUGAAGGAAGUGCCUGUUUGUGCUGCUUCCAAAUUGUGCGAGUUAACGAAGUCAAUGCCAAUUACUGCGUGUGGACUUCUGCCACAUGAAUCCAAGAUGUCUGUCCUCCAUUUCAGCAUCAAGAAGCACGAUGUCUCUGAACAGAUAUCCGAUAAAGUUGGGACUACUGAGAACACCAAGAAGCAUGACAAGAAUUCUCCUCCCCUCAUGGGAAAGGAAAAAUUGGUGUUUCAUGUUGGGUUUCGCCAGUUUGUUACGAGGCCAAUAUUUUCAACCGAUAACUUCAAUUUGGACAAGCACAAGAUGGAGAGAUUUCUUCAUGCUGGAAGAUUUUCUAUUGCUUCUAUUUAUGCUUCUGUUUCAUUUGCUCCCCUUCCUUUGAUAGUUCUUAGGAAUGUUGAAGGAAUCUCUUCAUUUGCUGCUUCUGGUUCGUUAAAGAGCAUCGACCCCAGACGGAUAAUUUUGAAAAAAAUUAUUUUAUCUGGUUAUCCUCAACGAGUAUCAAAAUUGAAAGCUACUGUGAGAUACAUGUUUCAUAAUCCCGAUGACGUGAGAUGGUUCAAGCCUGUGGAUGUGUGGACGAAGUGUGGCAGACGUGGUCGCAUCAAGGAACCUGUCGGCACACACGGUGUAAUGAAGUGUGUUCUGAAUGGAGUUUUACAGCAACAUGACACAGUUUGCAUGAGCUUAUACAAGCGUGUUUAUCCCAAAUGGCCUGAGCAUCUUUUCCCUCUCCUUGAUGCUUGAAUAGUGGUAAUUUUUCUCUAGCUCAUUGUUUGAUCAUUUUUUACCUUAUAAUGUAUUAUAUUCCACAGGAAGGAACAAUUUCUGUAAGAUCAGAAAAUAUUUAUCUUUGGUGGAUUUUCAAUGUAUUUAUCUUUAUCCUUA
Molecule: messenger RNA, 2704 nt
Organism: Cucurbita maxima (winter squash)
Lineage: Eukaryota; Viridiplantae; Streptophyta; Magnoliopsida; Cucurbitales; Cucurbitaceae
Product: pre-rRNA-processing protein TSR1 homolog
Exons: 23
Biological process (GO): maturation of SSU-rRNA from tricistronic rRNA transcript (SSU-rRNA, 5.8S rRNA, LSU-rRNA); ribosome biogenesis; endonucleolytic cleavage of tricistronic rRNA transcript (SSU-rRNA, 5.8S rRNA, LSU-rRNA)
Cellular component (GO): preribosome, small subunit precursor; nucleus
Molecular function (GO): GTP binding; U3 snoRNA binding; GTPase activity
Source: RefSeq, a predicted model, not a curated record